Danio aesculapii is the source of this 1674-nucleotide messenger RNA. Its product is annotated as major histocompatibility complex class I-related gene protein. The transcript is spliced from 7 exons. NCBI's taxonomy places the organism in Eukaryota, Metazoa, Chordata, Actinopteri, Cypriniformes, Danionidae. Bases 199 to 1251 code for a protein of 350 amino acids. Gene Ontology annotation, biological process: immune response. The record is from RefSeq and is a predicted model, not a curated record. Gene Ontology annotation, cellular component: external side of plasma membrane.
GUUAAAACCACACAUUUACUGAAUGAACUACAGUACAACUUCGUCCAGAACAGAAAGCGGAAGUGUAAUGGGACGGUGCUGAAAUGCUGCAUGGCAAGCAUAAACAAGAAAAGUGUUAUGCCUAAACUGGAAAUAUAUUUAAUAGUUUUAAUGUUGGAAUCGAGAAAUCGUUAAUCUUUUUUAAUACCUCGUAAAAGCAUGUUGUAUGCAAUCUUUGCAAUGUGCAUACUGCCAGCCCCAGUGUUAUCUCACUCAGGGUCACAUUCGCUAUGGGUCUUCGCUACAUUUUUGACAGGAGAGAGUUCCGUCCAAUUCCCAGAGUUCACUGCAGUUGUAAUGCUGGAUGAUAUUGUGAUCGGCCACUAUAACGCAGAUGACAGAAGUUUUGAGCCGUUGACGGUGCAAGAGUCUGUUAAUAUCACCGAGCAAAUUACUAUAUCAACAGUCUGUAAAGGCAUACAUGAAGGCAUGAAAACCAAAGCGUACUACUUAAUCGAUUACUUAAACCAUACUAAAGGUCUACAUGUGCAGCAGAGGCUGGUUGGAUGUGAACUUCUUCAAAAUGAGCCCGGCCAAAUGAUGACACUAGAGGCCUUCAAUGGUGAGAGUGGUUUUGAAAGACGCUAUGACAUUCAGGGAGACCAACAAACUCACUGGAAAUGGCCUGUCAUUAAGAGUAGAGCACAGCUGGAGUACGAUGCAUGGCUGUAUGCACACUUUUACCGACCUUUGUGCAUUAGCCAGCUUCGUAAAUAUCUAAAUAAGGAGAAGAAGCGUGUUAUGGCAAGAGUAAAGCCUAGAGUGAGAGUGAUUCAUCGCACCUGUAGUAAGACUGGAAUAGUUCAGAUGGCCUGCCUCGCAACUGGUUUCUACCCACGUCACAUUAAUCUGACUCUACUUCAAGAUGGCCAGCCAUUCAAUGAGGAGAGGGUCAUGGGUGGAGAACUACUGCCGAAUGCUGAUGGAACAUACCAGAUGAGGAAGAGUGUGGAACUCAGUGCUGAUGAGCAAAGAGAAAGACAUACAUACACAUGCACUGUCAAUCACCUCAGCUUGGAUAACAAACUUGACAUCAGUAUAGAACCUGGUCUCAAUCCAGUUAUUGUCUUUCCCUCUGUACUACUUUUGCUGUGUGUGUUUGGAGCUCUUGCUGGAUUUCUUACCUGGCGGAGGAAAUAUAAACAGCCUGAGCAGGUCAGCUAUACACCAGCUUCAGCAACUGAUCAAACAACAGAACAAUCUCAGCUGUGACAGCAGAAGUGACACCAAAUGAUCUGUUCACAUUUACAGACCAGUCACAAUUCGCAAUGCUGUAUUUAACACUGUCUCAACUGAUAAAAUGACCAGUAUUUAACAAAGAUGUGUUGACAUUCAAGACAUUUGAGAAACUUAUAAAUAUGAAACUUAUAUGUUCAUCACUGUGUGUUUUAGUUUUGAAUGUGUCAGUAUGUUUUAUAACAGUUCAUAAGUUUUACAAAAGAACUGUUUGUAUUAUGUUCGACAGUUGUCCGAACUCUGUAACAUAAUGGUGGCAGUAAAUCAGCCACCAUUAGGCGUCAUGGUUUACCCAUGUACUGUAUAUUUGUACCGUAAUGUAUUUAAGACUGCAUGAACUACUCUACGAAUCGAAUAAGUUAUUACGAGAUAAAUAAACGUUGCAUUUUCUGUGAAUUA